This is a messenger RNA of Eupeodes corollae, 927 nucleotides long. RefSeq lists its product as uncharacterized. The record is from RefSeq and is a predicted model, not a curated record. NCBI's taxonomy places the organism in Eukaryota, Metazoa, Arthropoda, Insecta, Diptera, Syrphidae. The coding region runs from base 166 to 927 and encodes 253 amino acids. The transcript has 3 exons.
CGUGACUGUUGGAAAAUUGUCUCAUCAAUGAAAUCGAAAGUUUUCAGAUCGAUCUUAAUCAAUGUGGUCUUGGAAUUGCAUAAAUAUGAAGAUAUUUUUGUCUAAAGUAUCACAACAACCAACGCCUUCGUCUAGUAAACAAGUACCCAAACCAAACCUAAGAAAAUGGCUUCAAUCUUAUCUACUAUCUUCCUGAUUGCUUUUGGAAGCGUUCUAAUUGCAACAAGCUAUGCAGUUGAAGCAGAUAAGGUUAAGAAGCGUGAACUCCCUCUUUUCGGUCAUGGAUAUAACUUUUUUGGUGGCGCCUCUUUGAGUGGAUGGAAGCCUGGAAGUGGAUCCAGUGUUGGUCCCUGGAAUUCUGGGCCAUCUCCAGCUGAUGUGACGAAUGCUAUUGCAGCAGCAAAACAAGCUUCUGCAAAUGUCCUCAUCGCUCAGCAACAAAUGCAAGCAGCUAGAGAAAAUGUUCUCAAACAACAGCGAAUGGCGAUGGAACGUGAAGCUGCUGCAACAAUUCUCACCCAAAAAAGUCACGCUGCCGCUGCUAUUCAGCGAUCAGAAGCAGCAGCUGCAGCUCAAAGUGUUGUUUUGGCUCAGCAGCGUUUGGCAGCUUCAAAAUCAGCAGUUGCUCAUCAGCAACGUAUUGCCGCAGCUAGAGAAGCUGAAGCAGCUUCAGCCUUACAACGUUCUGCACAUGCUGCAGCUGCUGAAAUUCAAAAAUCCGAAUAUGAAGCCUCGAAAUUGGGUACAUUUAUUCAAAAUGGAGCCGCAUCCAGUGCUCAUCAUUUAUCUUUGACCAAGGAUAAUGCGUUUAAUCCUAUUAAUUCGGGAACGAAUCAUGUUUCGAAUUUGGAAUUGUAUGGUCCUUGGCAAGGAUCUGGAAUUGGUGGUGCUGGACCAAGCAAUGGAAAAGGAGGACCUUGGUAUUAA